AUGAGAUUAUCCUUUAUUGUGUUCUCCACCCAGGCACAUGUCAUUAUGCCUCUAACUGGAGACAGGUCAAAAAUCAGGAAAGGUCUUAAGGAUCUGGAGGAGGUGAAACCAGCAGGUGAGACAUAUAUACACGAAGGACUAAAACAGGCUAACGUGCAGAUUGAGAAUCAAGGAGCCUCGAGGUUCUCCAGCAUCAUCAUUGCCCUGACCGAUGGCAAGCUGGAUGGGCAGAUUCCCCUGUAUGCAGAGAAGGAGGCAAGGAAAUCCAGAGAGCUGGGAGCGAGAGUUUACUGUGUGGGAGUCCAUGAUUUUGAACAAGAGCAGCUGGAAAGAAUUGCUGAUGUGAAGGAGCAAGUCUUCCCUGUCACUGGAGGAUUCCAAGCACUCAAGGGGAUAAUCGAUUCCGUUUUGAAGCAGUCGUGCACUGAGAUCUUGUAUCUGGAGCCAUCCAGUGUCUGCGUGGGAGAGGAGUUUCAAGUUGUUCUUAGAGGAAGUGGCUUAACCCUUGUUGGGAGAACCGAUGGUGUGACUUGUACCUAUCAUGUGAACGGAACCACAAUCCAUGAGAAGCCCAAAACGGUGGAAUCUGAUUUUUUGCUCUGCCCUGCGCCAGUCCUGUACAAAAGUGGCCAGUAA
Molecule: messenger RNA, 636 nt
Organism: Acanthisitta chloris (rifleman)
Lineage: Eukaryota; Metazoa; Chordata; Aves; Passeriformes; Acanthisittidae
Product: anthrax toxin receptor 2-like
Exons: 8
Coding region: 1-636 (211 amino acids)
Cellular component (GO): membrane
Molecular function (GO): signaling receptor activity
Source: RefSeq, a predicted model, not a curated record